AUGGCGGCCGGCCGCCAUCGGUGCGCCUGCGCCUCCGCCAUGUCCGUGCGGCGGCUGGCGCGGGCCGUGGCCGGGGCCCUGCUGGGCUCCGCGCCGCCGUACGGGCCCCGCCGCCCCCCGCCGCCCCGCCGGCCGCUCUGCAGCGCCGCGCGAUACCGCCUGGUGUACACGUGCAAGGUCUGUGAGACCCGCUCGGCAAAAUCCAUCUCCAAGCUAGCCUACCACAACGGCGUGGUGAUCGUGAAGUGUCCUGGCUGCGGGAACCACCACGUCAUAGCCGAUAACCUGGGCUGGUUCUCAGAUCUGGAAGGCAAGAGGAAUAUCGAGGAGAUCCUGGCAGCCAAAGGCGAGAAGGUGAGACGUGUGACUGGUGAGGAAGCCUUGGAACUGCUUCUGGAAGGCUCAGCAGAUCCUGGGUCUCAAGGUGCUUUGAGGGAAAGAAUAUCUCUUGGAGAGGAAGUGCUCCUUUCCCCAUCUGCUAAGGACAGAAAGACCACAGGGCGCAGGAUCCAAAAAUCCACUGUUGUCAGGCCCACGUUCUAGCGAAGUCUAAUGCCCUGCUCCCACCUGCUGCGCUGGAAUGAGCCAGCGCUGCUGCCCGCUGCUCAGGAUUGAUGCCAGGGGCUCUGCACAGCACUCGCAGCUUUUUUUCCAUUGGUAUCUGCCACUGAGGAAACAAGGGAUGGCUUUGGGGCCAGGCGCCGAGCAGGCACCGAGAUGGGGCUGAGCUGGAGCCUCCGGGCAGGCCUUGAAAGGAAAGGCUCGGCCCUGAUCCUAGAGGAGGGCUCAGCUCAGCAAAAAGCCAAGAUUUUUCUCGGCCACUGCAGGGCUGUUUGUUUGCCCUGGUGUCGCUGGGCUCGGGCUAUCCCCGCGCAGCAAAUGCUCAGGGCUUUGUGUCUCCCUCCAGGCAGGCAGAGGGAUGCUGUGUGGUUAGGGUGGACACAGUGGCUGCUGCCUGAGAGACCUGUGCGUUCUUAAUGUAAAGGGAUGUAUAGAUGUGAGCAUAUACACUUAUUCUUAACAUGUUAAAGAGACAGAUACCACCACCACCAGAGACCACCACCCACCCCCAAACCCAUUGCAAAAGGCCAAUGUUAGCUCUGCUGUCAGCAGCGAGGCAGGCUGGCUAAGAAAUAAUGGAAAUGAAUUCUUGUCACUGAAGCUUAGACACAAAUAUUUAUUAAGCACAACCCCCCCCUUGAGCUGUAUUCGUUUCUAAUAUAUUAAUUCAUUUGGCAGAUUAUCUUUUAGAAAAAAAAAGUACCUGUGGGUUGGAAAUUCCCCAGUAAAAUGACAUUAGCAAAUGCACAUGUAAAAAAUAAAUAAGCUCAUACAUUCAAGUAUAUGGCAAAUAAUUAACACCUCUGAAAGCUCAAUGGUCAGAUUCCAGUUCACCACCUGGCUGAGCGCUGCACAGGCUCGAGCCUGCAGCUGGUCGAGUCACCUUCAUCUUCAGUGUUCUCUGUACAAACUCAAGCCAGGUCGGUACGCAGGCGGCUGGACAGGUCCUCCUAUCCCUCCUCCGGAGUCGAGCAGCCCCGGGAAGGAGGCCGGGCCUCGGCCAAGCCGUCCGUGCAGCAGUGUAGCAGGUGAGUGCUCACUGGUAGCAGGUAAAAUGCAGCUACCCCUCCGCAUAGUCAGUGCAGGCAGGUUAAAUGCCCGAUGAGCAGCAUCACUGGUCUAAAAAUCUUACUGCUGGUUGGAAAUGUAUCCAUCAAAUGCAUUUCAAAUAGAAAGUGCUGAUUUGUUCUCUGUAGGAACAUAUCUGCUUUGGCAGAACUCAUUACUGGAGUUUCUGAAGUCCAAGAUCAUCUGUCUGGUCAGGCAGAGAAAAAAAUACGCCAGUUCCUGAAGUUAGAUCCACACUUCCCCCUCCUCUCUGGGCUUGCUUAUCCAAGUGUUCCAAAAGGGGAAGGAAUGGAAAUAAAUGUAGACCCUUGUGCUUGUGUGGGGUGGAACAGCCAACCCCAGUCUGGAGCUCUCGUGGGGCUGCCUUUCGUGGAGACAGAGUGGGCGAAACAGGAGUGCCUUGCUGACAGCAGCUUUGCCAGGGCCUGCAGGGACAGCUGAAAGCUCAGCGCUGGUUUUGGGAGAAACAAGGACAGGGAAGGCCUAUUAUUUCCAACUGCUGUUGGACAUAAAAGGGCAGAGAGGAUGGUUCCACUCCUGACAAGCCGUGGCCAGAAAACUUUGUUGGCUCUUGAAGUGGGUCCUUGCCGAAUGCAGGCUUCUGCCUCAGGCACACUCACCUGCACACAGGACAAUCCUGCACAAGACCUUUGGCUUGGCGGCACCUGAGGCAAUGAGUUGCUCAAGUCCUCAGCAGAUGGGCAGCGAGAUUUCCUUCCUCGCUCCCCUGGCGCAGGCCCCUGUUGGCGACCCGCAGUUGGGGCUGCGCAGCUGGCGGGUGCGUGCCAGGCUUUGUUCUAGACUGAAGCUGGGGCUCUGCUGCACGGCUGCUCUCUAGGGGUGACCAAAUCCCACUGAAGUUUGGGCCGGCAAGAUUUUGCUUCUGCUCCGGCUGUCUGGGAAUAAGAGGAGCCCUCAGCAAACCUGAAAUAAACCCUAAGGUCUGUGGGGCUGCGGCUGGGGUGGGGCAAGGUUUAAAAGGACCAGUGUGGCCUUUGACGGGGGGCUCGUUUCCUCCUGUAGAAAGAACAAAGCUGAGCAAGAUGUUCCAGGGAAGGAUCCAGAGCAGUGUGUGUCACCUCAUGAUGCAGGCAAGGCAAGAUGACUUCAAAAUGGCAAAGAUGCUCUUCCCUUCCCCCUCUGAAUUAAAAGUGUUGUGGAAAUAA
This is a messenger RNA of Cuculus canorus (common cuckoo), 2795 nucleotides long. It is a transcript of the gene DNLZ, whose product is annotated as DNL-type zinc finger. The record is from RefSeq and is a predicted model, not a curated record. Gene Ontology annotation, cellular component: mitochondrion. Gene Ontology annotation, biological process: protein folding; protein stabilization; protein import into mitochondrial matrix. Gene Ontology annotation, molecular function: protein-folding chaperone binding; zinc ion binding. Bases 1 to 543 code for a protein of 180 amino acids. The transcript is spliced from 5 exons. NCBI's taxonomy places the organism in Eukaryota, Metazoa, Chordata, Aves, Cuculiformes, Cuculidae.